GCGUCGUCGGGCCGCCUGAGGGAUGCGGAGGGACCAUGGCCAGCGACGGGGCGCGGAGGCAGUUCUGGAAGCGGAGCAGCCACAGGCUCCCGGGAAGUAUCCAGCAUGUGUAUGGAGCCCAGCACCCUCCUUUUGACCCAUUAGUACAUGGCACGUUGAUUAAGACGGUCCCCAAGACACCAACCACCCCAGUGAAACCCAAGAAAGUCAGCACUUUCCAGGAAUUUGAGAGCAACACGAGUGAUGCGUGGGACGUGGGGGAGGAUGAGGAUGAGCUCCUGGCCAUGGCGGCCGAGAGCCUGAACACGGAGGUGGUCAUGGAGACGGCCAACCAGGUCAUCCAGAACCACAGCCGGCGCCAGGAGCAGCACCGGGUGCCGCAGGAGCACGUCUGCGGUGACGGCGAGCGGGCCGAGCAUUUCUCCGACCUGCCCUCGGUGACGGGCACUGACAGCAGGCUGGUGAAGUCUGUCAGUGAGAGUCACACGUCCCAUUCUGCAGAAAUCCUCAGUGACACCACCCAUCUGCAGCGCUCCCAGUCUCUCCCUUACGCCUCCACGGCCCCGUUAGGCUAUGGAUCGGACGAUAAGAAUGCACUUGGCCCACCGGCCUUGACGGAGAGGGAGGUCUAUCGGCUAGAAAAAUUUAGGCAGCUUCUGGCGGGUCCCAACACGGAUCUUGAGGAAUUAAGAAAAUUGAGUUGGUCUGGAAUUCCCAAGCAAGUCCGUCCAAUAACCUGGAAACUCCUUUCGGGUUACCUACCUGCGAAUGUGGAUCGGAGAGAAGGCACCCUGCGGAGAAAGCAAAAGGAAUAUUUUGCUUUUAUUGACCAAUAUUAUGAUUCUCGGAAUGAUGAAGCUCACCAGGACACCUACAGACAGAUUUUUGAAAGAAUCUUGUUUAUCUGGGCCAUCCGUCACCCUGCCAGCGGCUAUGUUCAGGGAAUCAACGACCUCGUCACCCCCUUCUUCGUGGUCUUCAUUUGUGAACACAUAGAAGAAGAAGUGGAAAAUGUGGAUGUUUCCUGUGUGCCGGCAGAGGUGCUGCGGAACAUCGAAGCUGACAGCUACUGGUGUCUGAGCAAGCUGCUGGAUGGUAUUCAGGAUAACUACACCUUUGCCCAGCCUGGCAUCCAGAUGAAAGUGCGUCUGUUGGAGGAGCUCGUCGGCCGGAUUGAUGAACAAGUGCAUCGGCAUCUAGAACAGCACGAGGUGAAGUACCUGCAGUUUGCCUUCCGGUGGAUGAACAAUUUGCUGAUGAGAGAGAUGCCACUGCGCUGCACCGUCAGGCUCUGGGACACCUACCAGUCUGAACCCGAGGGUUUUUCUCACUUCCAUUUGUACGUCUGUGCGGCUUUCCUCGUGAGAUGGAGAAAAAAGAUUUUAGAAGAAAAAGAUUUCCAAGAGCUGCUCAUCUUCCUCCAGAACUUGCCUACGGCCCACUGGGGAAAUGAGGAAGUCAGCGUUCUCCUGGCGGAGGCCUACCGCCUCAAGUUCGCCUUUGCCGAUGCUCCAAAUCACUAUAAGAAAUGAGCCUGCCGGGGCCGGGGGCGGCGCUCCCACAGGCUUGUUCUGGAGUAACAUACUUUUCAUUCUGGUUUGCACAUUUCCCGACUUACUAAUUGUGGCAUAUUUUUGUAAAGUGCGCAUUAGGGCCGUGUCUACGCUGGCCGAGGACAGUCGCUAACUCGGAAAGCUGCCUGGGGCCGAGAGAAAAGUGACCCACCGAGGGCGGCCAUCUUCCUACACACACUAGAAAGCACAGGACCUCGGCCCAUGUAGACGCAGCUUAGAGAGUCUCGCUUCUUGCAACGGAAAUGGAGAGGGAUCCCGAGAUACCAAAGAGAGAAGAUAAGAUGGACACCUCCCGUCAUGUGAGCUUCCAUGCACGGGGAAGUCCCCGUCCACGGCCAGCCUCAGGGCAGGCCUGGACCAGCCCCCGCAAGGCUCCUUCUCUCCUGGGGGGAGGUCCCCGUCCCCCUCCCUGGGUUGUUUUCAGCCCGACGUCUCAUCGCCAAACCCACUAUCGCCCCUCCCCCCACCCUGGGCUCAGAGAUCACCCAAGGGGGGCAUCAUUCUGAGGGAAGUUGAGGCAGCCAGGAGAGAGUGUUGCUUAGGAUUCCCUUGGGAGCGCUUGCUUUUGUCAGCUCUGUAGUAGAUGUAUUUUCAAACUGGAAAGUUCUAUUCUACUAAAAGUAAAUGAAAAUUAAAAAAACAA
Molecule: messenger RNA, 2217 nt
Organism: Vombatus ursinus (common wombat)
Lineage: Eukaryota; Metazoa; Chordata; Mammalia; Diprotodontia; Vombatidae
Gene: TBC1D22A
Product: TBC1 domain family member 22A
Exons: 12
Coding region: 36-1532 (498 amino acids)
Biological process (GO): activation of GTPase activity
Molecular function (GO): GTPase activator activity
Source: RefSeq, a predicted model, not a curated record